Molecule: messenger RNA, 2377 nt
Organism: Notothenia coriiceps (black rockcod)
Lineage: Eukaryota; Metazoa; Chordata; Actinopteri; Perciformes; Nototheniidae
Gene: tafa1b
Product: TAFA chemokine like family member 1b
Exons: 6
Coding region: 600-1016 (138 amino acids)
Biological process (GO): neuroblast differentiation; regulation of neuroblast proliferation
Molecular function (GO): receptor ligand activity
Source: RefSeq, a predicted model, not a curated record
UCUGCCUCUCUGACACAGACUCUCUACUUAGUGCGUUGGAGAGAGGACUGAGGCUCACACUAUCAGCACAGCUUCUCAAUGGGGGGACGCAGCCAAGAGCAGACAGAGCAGUCAUUCCACUGGAGCCUUCCGCCGCACGCGUGAGAAGGAGCCGACAAGUGAAGGGGGGGUAAAUUAGCUCCCUGUCAUCACAACGUUGGACUUCUACUGACGGGGGAUAGACACAGACUGAAGGAAGAAGAGGACAGGAGAUGUUGCAUGCAUGUGGCUGAUACAGCAGUGACAUGAUCAGCCUGCCAUCAACUCAGAUGCUGAUCAGUUUGUGACACUGGGUGCUUUUGGUGAUUGUGUUGCCCAAGGAUUUCCAAAAGGAGCUGAACUGAGAAUAUUGCGGAGGUAAAAAAAACGAGAGAAAAACUGCGUUAUAGCUCCUUUUUCUGCCGUGUUUGGCUUAUCUGCUACUGGAAUUUGGUGCGGGAAUCACUGGCUUCAAACUAUGGAUGGAUUUAAGACUGAGAAGUGAGACUGCUUGGCAGGGAGGCAGUGAUUUCGACUGAGCUCCUUUCCUUCUGAACACACUGCUCAGACUCAGCUUUACCAUGUCCUGGUUGUUGGCCAUGUGGAUUAGCCUGGGCUUCCUGCUGUUGUGCCAGGCCACUCUCUACCAGACCAUCCAGCAGCACCAUGUGGCCCGGCCCGGCCGCACCGACAUCCUCACCCUGGAGGGAGGUACGUGUGAGGUGAUUGCUGCCCACCGAUGCUGUAACAAGAAUCGCAUUGAGGAGCGUUCUCAGACAGUCAAGUGCUCCUGUUUACCGGGGAAGGUUGCCGGGACGACACGCAACAAACCUUCCUGUGUGGAUGCAUCCAUUGUAAUUGGGAAGUGGUGGUGCGAGAUGGAGCCGUGUCUGGAGGGAGAAGAGUGUAAGACUCUGCCCGACAACUCUGGAUGGAUGUGCUCCUCUGGGAACAAAAUCAAGACCACAAGAAAUACCCAGCCAUACUCCCCUUUUUAGCUUCCGGAAGCAAAAUGCAGAGGAUGGGUCAACAGAAAUUGAGCUGCAUUCUUGCUUCUGUAAAGAUUCAUCCCAGGACCUAACAGAGCGCUUCCACUGCAGGGCUGCGUGCCAGGCUCUUUCCUUCAUCUACCCUUUCUCUUCCCACCAAACGGACUACAACUAUUACAUCCACGGCUACUGACUGGAUUACCUGGGACCACAGAAAGGAUAUCCACCCAGAUAAAACAGCUUUGCUUGCGUGGUGCCAAGGAUUUGAAACCAGACUAAUCCCUUGUUUGAUCAAUGAGCCCCAUGUUGGUGACUCUCCUCUUCCUCACAGCUGUGGCUAGUUUUUGACCUACUCUCUUUCUGUUUCCCUCACCCGUUUCCCCCUCAAAAACUGAAAGAGCUUAGCAGGGGAUAUUUAGAGGUUGUCAAAACAUUAUUUUAAGACAUUUGCCCCUCGUGAAGGUAAAUCAGUUUGUGAGCUUACAUGGACCUGAACAUGGGCUCCACAGAACUGAGAGCAAGCGGAUGAAAAUACCUUGGUAUCCUUUUCCUUCUGUGUGGGAGGCGUUCGUAUUCGACCCACUCUUCGAGCAGGACGUGGUUGAAAAACACUGGACUAUCAGUGAAGGAGACCAGCAGCGUAUUAUGAGUGAAUGAAGAAUCUCUGAGAGGCUUAAAGCCCCACAUGGACAUUUUGACUUUAAAUGGUGGGCAUGUCCGUUGUAAAUUCAUGAGCACCUCUUUUCUUUGUAUGUAAGAUAAUUUGUGUAUAUAUACAUAUAUAAAUACAUCACAUAUAAGAUACCAGAUCCAAGAAGCUGAAAAAUAUAUUUAAGACUCUAUUAGGAGCCCCUUGGUGGAAUAUUGAUCAGAAUAUAAGUAUUGUUCAUCCAGAGGCUGUUGUGUAAAGGACUGCUUUGCAGUUAACGCUCGCAUUGGAAAAAAUCCUCAACAGUCAUAAAAGUAAGCUUUUGUCAUACAGCAAUGUCCUUGGUUAAGCCAGUUAAUGCUUGUAGUUUCUGUAAAGAUGAGGAAAACACUGUAUAGAACUGCCUCACAAAAGAAAGCUGCACUAACAACAACCCCUGAGCCCUCAGAUCCAGAAGGGACGUAGAACAGCAGCAGAAAAACUCGGACCAUAAUCAGACAGUUAGUGUAUUUUUCAGCUAUGGAAGGUUGUCAUGGGCAAAUGCUUGACUAAAUGUGUUGUGUGGAUCUCCCUCUCACACACCAGAGAGAGAUGAUUUAUUCAAAAUGACAGUGAGAAAGUAUAAGCCACAAUGGAGAAACAUACAGAUAACCCCCAGUAGAUAUACAAGUACAUUACAGGACAGCCUUAUGAGAAAUAAAAAUGGUUUUCUAUACUGAUA